AUGUCGACUACCAUGUUACGCCAGGCAUGCCUUGGAGGACAGAGAGCUGCUCCCACCGCCUCUUUUAUGUUGGCGCGUACUGUCAGCACAAGCUCCAAGAAGCCUCCAAGAGUUGAGUUGGCGCUUCAAUCCGAAAAUCGGAAGCCAUCGUCAAUCGCCGAGUACGCAGUAGCCAGCCUCGACGUUGUCGCAAAUUGGGCCAGACAGGGCUCCCUCUGGCCCAUGACAUUCGGCCUAGCCUGCUGCGCAGUCGAGAUGAUGCAGAUCGCCGGCCCACGAUACGACCAGGACCGCUUCGGCUUCAUGUUCCGGGCAUCUCCGCGUCACGCCGACGUUAUGAUAGUAGCCGGGACGGUGACCAACAAGAUGGCGCCGGCCCUGCGGCAGGUGUACGACCAGAUGGCUGACCCUCGGUGGGUUAUCAGCAUGGGCAGCUGUGCCAACGGGGGCGGGUAUUAUCAUUACAGCUAUUCUGUUGUUCGGGGGGUUGAUAGGAUUGUCCCUGUUGAUGUUUACGUGCCUGGAUGUCCUCCAACUUGCGAGGCCUUGAUAUAUGGAAUGUUUCAACUGCAGAGGAAGAUUCGCCGGACCAAGACGUCUAGGAUGUGGUAUCGGAAGUAG
Messenger RNA from Fusarium keratoplasticum, 621 nucleotides. RefSeq names its product NADH-ubiquinone oxidoreductase 19.3 kDa subunit, mitochondrial. The transcript has 2 exons. Gene Ontology annotation, molecular function: 4 iron, 4 sulfur cluster binding; quinone binding; NADH dehydrogenase (ubiquinone) activity. NCBI's taxonomy places the organism in Eukaryota, Fungi, Ascomycota, Sordariomycetes, Hypocreales, Nectriaceae. The record is from RefSeq and is a predicted model, not a curated record. Bases 1 to 621 code for a protein of 206 amino acids. Gene Ontology annotation, biological process: aerobic respiration; mitochondrial respiratory chain complex I assembly; electron transport coupled proton transport.